AUGGCAAACCUGCCCGCUUGCCCUCACGUCGCGGCGGUCUUGCCCGGUCUAGCACCGCCUCGAGCAGGCCAAGACGUCCACAAGGAUGAAUGCACCUUGUGCUUCGAUGGUUCUCAAGAGGAACACGGCAUCGAUGUUUGCUUGACCUGCUUCAAUGGGGGCUGUGUAGGCAACAAAGACCGAGAGCAUGCUAGAGCUCACGCUUCCAAAACUUGGCAUCCUAUCGUAUGCAAUGUCAAGCGUAGAAGGAAACCAUCGGAAGUGAGUCAUGGGAAUGAAAUGUCGAGAACGUGGCUGCGCCGCUCAUGCUGCAACCGCUAUGUUCCCAGAACCCUAUUCAGGACACACCUUCGAAAGUUGCCAUUCUGGCGCGGAAAGAGGAGGAUGACUGGUUGUAUGAGACCACAGUCAAGUGUAUGGCCUGCGACCAAGUCCAGGGCCGGCUGCUUGAGAAAGUCGGCAAGGUGAGUGGGGCGACCCGCCGGCGCAAGCAACACAAAGAACCUCGCCCGGUCUGACCGCUUCGGAUGGUCAAUGCGUGCUCUCGUGCGAUUUGUGCUCAGCUGGGUGAAGUGGCAAAUUCAAUCGUGCGCAGCUUGUCGUCCUCUCAGCAGAACGAGGUUCAAGCCUGGGAAGCGAUCAUAGAGCCUUGUCAGCACACGAGGGAUCUGCAGCAGGAGGCUGAUGCCACCAAGGUCUCGAAUGAGGGUAAAUGUAGCCGUUGUGACCUUGUAAGUGCAAUGCAGGUGCUUGUCGAAGUGGCAUCGCAGCGUUGCUGACCGGAUUUGUCCCGCCAUCAAAUGAUUGCCAGACCGCCAAUCUCUGGCUUUGCUUGACGUGUGGUGCGGUGUCCUGCGGUAGACAACAAUUCGGUGGCCUUGGGGGAAAUGGUCAUGCCAUGCUGCACUUCAAGGAUACGGGCCACCCUGUCUCUGUCAAGCAGGGCACCAUUACCCCAGAAGGAACAGCAGAUAUAUAUUGCUACGCUUGUGACGAUGAGCGCAAGGAUCCCGAUCUAGCCAAACAUCUUCAGCACCUCGGCAUCUCGACCCUAGGACUCGUCAAGACAGAGAAGAGCAUGACUGAGCUCAACUUGGAGCAGAAUAUCAACUUUGACUUCAACAUGACUGGCGACGAUGGCAAAGAGCUGCAACCGCUCUUUGGGCCCGGAUUGACUGGCCUAAAAAAUCUGGGCAAUAGGUGAGUAGUAAUCGUCAGGUGCAGAUGAUCCGUGUGCCUAAGUCAUGCUCAUGUGCCUCGUCGAUGCUCAGCUGCUACAUGGCUUCUGUCUUGCAAGCUGUCUUCGCUUUACCGACGUUCAAGGCUCGAUAUUUCACAGCUUAUCGACCGCACACAACGGCGUGCACCAAUCCUCAGCCCGCCAAUUGCAUCGAAUGCCAGAUGGGCAAGCUGGCUGACGGACUACUGUCCGGUCGCUAUGCAGUUCCUUCGCCUGAGCAAGCGACGAAAAACCGAGGAAAGGGGGCGGUAUUUCAAGAUGGUAUCAAGCCCAGCAUGCUGAAGAGCCUGAUAGGGCGAGGUCACUCAGAAUUCUCUACAAUGCGACAGCAAGACGCCGAUGAAUUCUUGAAGCACCUAGUCAGCUGCUUGCAGCGCGACACUCGGAGGAUCGCGACAGAUGUCAUUCAGAUCGAGGGCGCACCUUCGGACGAUGCUACGCGGAUCUUCAGCUUUGGGCUCCAGUCGAGGCUACAAUGUACUGAGUGCAGGCGGGUGCGAUAUACUGUUGAAGCUCAGGAUACUGGUCUCAGCCUCCCCGUUCCACUUAGACCCAAAUUCAAGCCACCUCAGAUAUCUGAGGUUGUGGAAUCUGGAAACGAUCAGGUGGUCAAUGAUGUGGUGUUACCGCCAACGCCCAGAGAGGAAGUGACCACCGACAUUCUACCAGAUGGUCCUGAUUCGGACGCUAUGCAAACAGGUGACACCACGCCCGUGCCAACGCCGCCUCGCUCGGAUAUAUCAGGUCCGGAAGGAGCGCAGGAGGCAAAAGGCAAAGCACCAGUCGAGGGCCCCCAUGCUGUCAACGAGCUCGAACCUGACCCGUACGCUGCUGCGCAGGAUGAAGCUUCUGACAUGCAGGCACAGUCUUUGGCAGACGAGCAAUUGGCGAAAAGCUUAGCAGCAGAAGGAACCAAAGAUGAUCCAAUCAAUUUGAUCGGCGAAGCAAACAAUGAGGAAGAUGCUGAGAGUCGGGCGAAAGAGGAGGCCGAGUUUCAGAAAGCGAUAGCGGACUCGCUCCAGACUGGCGGAUCCCUCAACCAGAUCGAGUACGAAGAAGUGGAUCUUCAGGAGUGUUUGGACAUCUUCACCGCUCCAGAAGAGCUCGAGUACCAUUGUCCAGCCUGCGAAAAGCACGUCAUUGCCACCAAGCAGACUUUGUUCACCUCUUUUCCCGACGUUCUCUCGAUCCAGGUGCGGCGCUUCCAGCUCAUCAACUGGGUGCCACAGAAGGUAGACGUGCCUAUCAACGUCCCGCUGGAAGGACUAAAUUUGGACAAGUACUUGGGUACGGGUAGGAGAGACGAUGAAGAGGAACUACCUGAGCCAAAAGAUGAUCCGCCUCCUGCCGCUGCCAGCAGCACGCCACAAGGAUCUGCCCAACCUCCACCGUCUGUGGAUCUUGGCAAGUGGACGAACUGGAGCGGGCCAAAGUUCGAUCAGGGUCUUCUAAGCGAAGGCAUCGAGAUGGGCAUGUCGCCAGGCAGAGCUCAGAACGCCUACUUUGAAGCAUUUAGACAAACCGGGAGGUGGGACGCUUCGGAAGUCGCUAUGGACUGGGCGUUUUCGGCUGAUGAGGAUCCUGCUGUGGACAUCGCACAAGACUUUGACGGGGUUGCGCAGCAGGAAAUCGCAGCGAUAUACGCAGCUGCAGGAGUUGAUCCCUACGCGCCGGCGGACGUCACGUCAAAUGAAUCUGGUGGAGCGUCUGUAGCCCAGAGCGGUACUGCGACGCCGACUGCGGAUUACGGCAUCUUUGAGGAGAUGGGAUUCUCAAAGAACCAAGCUAGGAAAGCUUUGAGAGUCAGCAAUGGAAAUGCAGACGCUGCUGUGGGAUGGCUGUUCGAGAACGGUGGCGAUCCUGGCGAAGAGGAGCAAUCUUCCGCCCCGGCUUAUUCUGCUUUUGACGCGACCGCAGCGGGCCCUGAGAGCCGCACAGCCACGGACGUGGAGAUGAUCGAUGGCUCUGCAGAUGGCGUAGCGGGCCCUAGCUCGACGUCGAGUGCACCGCCUCCGGUUGGUGGCUCAGCGGCUCUUCCCGCCAAUUUCUCCCUCAAAUCAUUCAUCUCCCACAAAGGCGUGAGUUCAUGCGCGACGUCACGUCCCUUUGAGAAGGAGAGAAGAUUCAGCUGAAUUACGGGCCUCGCCCUCCUCCGUUGCAGCCAUCUAUACACAGCGGACAUGUGAGGCGCGUUCGGUAUCAAGUCUUGCUUGCCAGUGUUUGACAGUCAUGCUCUUUGUCCCCCGUCUGCAGUACGUCGCGCACAUCAGACAUGACGAAGACGCGGCGUCGGGAUCUUCUCUGGGAAACGGUCCAGCCGGGGAAGCUCAGUGGGUUCUGUUCAAGUGAGUGUAAGCCCUCAGCGUUGUGAAAAAAUGCGUACCCGACUCCUGAUUGUCUGCAACUUUCAUGCUCACAGCGACGAAAAAGUGGUCAAGGCGCCCUUCUCGAGCCAGUCUUCAUCUGGAGCUCAUCUAGAAGUAGGCGUAAAGGGACUUGUGAAACUGGCAUACGUGUACGUUUUUGAGCGUACACCUACGCCUGCUACAUGA
Molecule: messenger RNA, 3792 nt
Organism: Ceraceosorus bombacis
Lineage: Eukaryota; Fungi; Basidiomycota; Exobasidiomycetes; Ceraceosorales; Ceraceosoraceae
Source: the annotation of a GenBank genome assembly